Molecule: messenger RNA, 1078 nt
Organism: Cajanus cajan (pigeon pea)
Lineage: Eukaryota; Viridiplantae; Streptophyta; Magnoliopsida; Fabales; Fabaceae
Source: RefSeq, a predicted model, not a curated record
GAAAAUGGAAGAAAGCAAAGGAAGAGUGUGUGUUACAGGAGGCAACGGAUUUAUUGGUUCAUUGUUUGUGAAGAGGCUUCUGGAAGAUGGUUACUCUGUUAACACCACUGUGAGACAAAACCCAGUAGAACACAGGAAAGAUGUUAGCUUUCUUACCAGCUUAUCUGGAGCAUCCCAAAGGCUACAAGUUUUCAGCGCUGAUCUCAGCAAUCCAGAAAGUUUCAGUUCAGCAAUUGAAGGGUGUGUUGGAGUUUUUCACCUUGCUACCCCAAUUGACUUUGAACAAAGAGAACCUGAGGAAAUAGUGACCAAAAGAUGCAUUGAUGGUGCACUAAGCAUUUUGAAGGCAUGCCUCAGUUCCAAUACUGUGAAGAGAAUUGUUUACACUUCUAGUGUCGCUGCUGUGAUUUGCAAUGGCAAAGAAGAACACGUGAUGGAUGAAAGCUUUUGGAGCGACCUGAAUUAUCUUCGUUCUUCAAAGAUGUUGAAAUGGUCGUAUGCAAUCUCUAAGACAUUGACAGAAAAGGCAGUACUUGAAUUCGGAGAAAAGAAUGGAUUGGAUGUUGUGACAGUUGCUCCAGCUUUGGUUCUUGGACCCUUCAUUUGUCCUAAGCUUCCAAGUUCAGUUUCUGAUGCAUUGAAUCUUGCAUUUGGUGACAGAGAUCAAUUUGCCUUAAAUUCUCGGAUACCUAUGGUGCAUGUGGAAGAUGUGGUUAGAGCACAUAUAUUUCUGCUUGAACAUCCUGAUCCAAAUGGGAGGUACAUAAUUUCAUCAUGUAAUGAAGCUGUUGAAAGGAUAUAUGAACUUGUUUCUGCCAAAUACCCAGAGUUUCAACAACGAACAGCAGACUCGUUAAAACAAAUUGAAGGUAUCAGGCUACCAGAUUUGUCGUCAAAGAAGCUCAUAGAUGCUGGAUUCAUGUUCAAAUAUGGACUUGAAGAAAUGCUUGAUGACACAAUUCAAUGCUGCAAAGAAAAAGGUUACCUAUGAGGCAAAGAAAAACUGCGUGAUGAUUUGCAUAUAUAUUACAACAUACCAUUGGUGUGGCCGUGGAAGGAGCAAGCAUGUGGAGAAUUA